Sycon ciliatum is the source of this 5972-nucleotide messenger RNA. Its product is annotated as AF4/FMR2 family member lilli-like. Gene Ontology annotation, biological process: positive regulation of transcription by RNA polymerase II. The record is from RefSeq and is a predicted model, not a curated record. Gene Ontology annotation, cellular component: mediator complex. The transcript is spliced from 17 exons. Gene Ontology annotation, molecular function: transcription factor binding; transcription coactivator activity. Bases 1274 to 5185 code for a protein of 1303 amino acids. NCBI's taxonomy places the organism in Eukaryota, Metazoa, Porifera, Calcarea, Leucosolenida, Sycettidae.
CAGCAAUCCUGAUCAUCCCGCUCGGUGGUGGUUACGCUGGCAUUUAGCUGGCACACAGCAGCAAGUGCUCGACAGUACGACAGGAGAGAUCGGAGGUCGUUGGCCGGUUUGCCGGGCAAGAUCGCGAGAGGCGAGCUGGGGCAUUCGCCAGCUAUUUCCUGCACUCUGAUCGAGCAAAACUAAUUUUUGUCGUUCUGGAACGUGGCUGCCUGGUGAUCCUAUACCCCCUAGCUGCACUGGUGGUAUGUUGUGUGCUACCACUACCACUGUAGAUGUCUACCAGUGGAGGGUGAGCGAUAUCACUGCCCUGAUCUGAUGAUUCUAGUGCAAGUAAAGAUCGUGUGCGUGUGAGAAAGCCGGUUGAAAGUAAGGAAAAGACAGAGACGUCGUUGCUGCCAGUGAGUGUGCCCGUUGUGCUCUGUGCCCCUGCAGUGCUGUAGCCAGUACCACUAACAGCGCGGGUUCUGCUGUGGCUGUGAGAGACUGACAGUGCACAGUGCUAACGACGUGUUGUUACUGUUAGCGUCUACCUGUCAUCAUUCGUCACACAGUUUUACCGGCGUUGGUGUGGAUGUGUGCGCUAUCUCAUUCUCAGUGUCCGUGUGUGUUUGAUAUCGUGUGCAUUGUGUACUUGGGCCCUAGUUGGGGCCGUUGGGGUUCGGUCGAUACCAGUUACCAGUCGUGUCUCUAGACUCUAUCUCAUCUGUGAGUGUGACAUCGUUCCUACUGAACACAAAAAUAAUCCUGGCUACUGGCUGUGCUCCGCACGGAUGUACGCAGGGACCGUGUGUGGGAGCCCUGCGUAACAGCACGACGCAACAAUCUCGAAAUAUUUCUCAAUGUGCUGGCAGUUAGACUCUGUCUUGACAUUAACUACUUCGCUCAGCGGCACGACUCCGACUCCGACUCCUGGCCACAAGGCACCCAUCCAGCAUAAACAGCGGCCAAAUAGUACCAUCACGGCGGAUAUACUCUCUGAAGUCGGAAGCAUUCCUGCUGCGCGCUGCCACAGGAAGAGGAAAGGAGACUGGCCGCCAGUGGCACAAAUCGGGAUUCACACGUACCUUAGUUUCAACGACGUGUCGUUAUAGUAUUCUCGUGACGGCGGCGACACAUUCGAAUUGAAAGCGGCCGCAUACUUCUACCCGUAAGUGCAGGAUCCUAGGAGGCGUGAGAGAGCCCGACACUAGGCGCUAGGCGGAGGACGAGUUCAUCAACAUUACUCUUUAGGAGCGCGUAGCGGUGUUCAAUACGGUGUUCUUGUGCGCCCAGCAUGGCGGCAUGUUACCCAAGUUCCACCGCUCGCUUGCGAUCUUCUUCUCUGGAGUCGAUGUUGGAUGCCCAUGGUCAACUCAUACAGCAGGAUGAAGCGUACUCGUCCGUUGCUAUCAAGAACGGUGUGCCUAUGCUGGUGAAUGGUUCGUCGUCUUCAGCAUCUUCAUCGCAACGCGUGCAACAUCAUCAUCAACAUCAACAACAGCAAGCACGCAUGGAUCUGCACCAGCCUCUUCAGCAACAGCCGAGGACUCAAGGUGGAUGCUCUGUAGUGUAUGUCCAGUAUGCUGGAAUCACCAAGACCAUGCCGUUACGUCCCUCGGAGCUGAACAUCCGUGGUGUCCGCUCCUUGUUCCUGGCAGCGUUCCCCAAUUACGUUGACAUUUCAAUGCUGCAGGCCCCAUUUGGUGCUAUCUUCAUGCAGCUACCGGGCCGUGAUGAGAAGGUCAUGCUGAACAACCCAAGGGCUAUUGUAGAUCAAACAGUCCUGGAGCUGCGAGAAGUACACCCCAACAACGGUAUCGGAUCAUCUCAAUCUUCUUCCUCUUCCACCUCGUAUAACCCAUCCACGGCACACCGACAACAGCAAGGUACUGGUAACAUUACUCUCCAUGGCAACAGCCAAUCGUCCGUCAGUGGUAACGCUGGCGCAGGAACUAACAGUGGAGGUAGGUUCUCGUCCGUACGCACUGGCAACUCUGCAAGUACACCCGUGGACCUCCAUGCCGUCUCCUACAAAUCAGCCCUACUCCCAACAUCGCACACCAACCCAGCAGCUAUUGUACCCAUAGCGUCAUCCGCAAUAGCUGCUAUGCCAUCAGCAAAUGGUGGUAGCGGUGGUGGUGGAUCCGGCCAAGUGUUUUCUUCAUCAUCAUCCAGCAGUUCACUAGAUCCGCCAUGGACAAGAACACCGAGUGGAUCCUUAACACGCUCAAACCAAACUAAUGCAAGGCAGGCACCACUGCAGUCAGUCGGAGGUGAGUUUGAGCAACAGAACGGUCAUCACCACCAGCACCAGCAGCAGCAACAGCAGCAGCGGGGUCACACACCUCUCUCUGGCCGUUCAUCGCUGCCAUUGCAAGGGACGGGCUCAGCUGCACAGAAUGGUGCUGGUGUGGUUACCCGUCAGUCGCUUGCCAAUCAUCAACAACAACUGCAGCAGCAGCAGCAACAACAGCAGCAACAGCAGCAGCAGCAACAACAGCAGCAGGCUAUCAAACAGCGUCCAGUAAGUCAAUACCAGCCUCAAUGGGAUCACCAGCACACACACUCUGAUAACUCUGAUCGUGAAAGCAUGCGGCUACAGCGGCACAGUACCGAUCUAACCGACGUGCUUCAGCAGCCUCCUCGCAGCCGUCUUCAGUCCAGUGAAGUCGAAGUGUUUACCCCAAGGGAUGGAAGUGCUCCCGCACAUGGUAUUGGCAAUGGUGACACUGGUACUGGUAAUACUAGUGCUAACAGUACAUCUGUCACUGGAUUACAGCAACAAGUGGCACGACUAACUGCAAUGGUAGCCGUACUGCAGGGUAGUCAAGACCUCAACGAGGCACGUACCCAUAGCAACACAGCUCCCAUGGCAACCACCACUUCAGCCACAGGAGCGAUGGGUAGCAGUCGGACCACUGCUUCAGCCACAGGAGCGUUGGGUAGCAGUCGGAGCUUGGACAGGAGUGCUUCUUUUACUUCACGCCGUGCAUCACGAAGUGUCGAGUCCAUCGCUAAACGCAGCAACGGAAGUCUACGCUAUUCCCCGGGAAGUUUAACGCAUGUACAUACCAUUGGACGUAGUGUGGUACCAGCUCUGCAUCUCACACCCAAGUUGUUAGAAGCACAGUCGUCCAUCAGUGUGUUGCGGAGAGAUCUGGACACUGUCACCAAGCUACAGCUCAAACUACAGAAAGAGCAAGCGAUGUGGAUCGAGGCAGUCAGAAACAAACUGACAUUAGCCAUUAACACCGCCCUGGCUACAAGACAAAUAGCUGAGUGCGAUCUUCCCGAGAAUGUGAAGAAGCGAUCCGAGCAAGUACAGCGCCGUCAUGAUCUAACUAGCAGGACUUCUGAUUACCAGUCUCAGUGUGACGCGGUCACACAGGAUAUACGUGAGCUCUGUGCCAUGGUAGAGAGUAUGAGAGUUGAUGUCACCGAGCACCACUGCCAGGUUGAUGCUGUGGAAGUGGACGCCAUCGGUGUGGCUUUGGCAAAUGCUACACAAAAGAUGACAACUCUAAAAGAUGAUGUCAGUACUGUCGUUGAUGAUUUGAAGCCGAUAAUGCAGUCUGAACUGGAAGUUAUUGUUUCUGAAGAGAAGUUUAUCAGCACAUGGCCUGUAUCGGUUUUGGACGAGUACCUUGAAGACUGUCAGAACCUACAAAAAACUGUUGCAGCACUCAAACAGCAUAGCAAUCGAACGCUCUCGCCGCGUCCUGUUGUCAUCUCUGCCAGUUCUGAUGACGUCCGGGGCAGUCACAAUGAGUUGAUGGACAGUAUACAAGCUGUGGUACCUAAUCAUGAUGAACGACUGAUGUCCACUGAGUUGGCUCAGCAAGCAUACCAGAAGAGAAAACUCUUGUCAAAAUCUCACAAGGUGAAGACGUUUGAAUCCGCUCUGGCGGACGCACGCAAUCACCUGAAGUCUACGGAGAAUGACAUAGAAACUGAGAAGCGUCGUCGCCAGGCACUCUACACCCUCUAUAAGCAAGAGAGGCAGCCAGCACCUAGACUUGCAGCACCUGCAGCCACAGUUACUAUGACUGCUGCUGCUGGUGGUGCUGUCCCUGGCAAUCACCACCAGCAACACACUGACAUGAGAUUGGCCGCGCGUAAACCAACCACACAGCAGCAGCAAGCACAGAUGAUGAGAGUACAACUUGCAGCACAGGCCAGCAGUGGUGGUAGUAACACGACGAGUGCUAGUGAAGACAUGAUGGAUCGGCAGAUCAACGGUUUUAGAAUGAUGGAUAAGUCAUCAGCUGCUGCUACUGGUGCUGGUGGAGCUGGACUACACGCCAUGUCCACACAGACUGUGUUCAUCCAUUCGGACACAUCAGUCAACAAGCUAACAGAUGAUUGCAGUCACCAGCCAAAUAGCGCAGACACUGGCAACAUUGCUGCAGGGAAUUCAUCCCACAGUGCAUACCCCAGUAAGCAGCAGCAGCAGCAGAAAUUUUCCCGGCAGCUGCUUGGCAGCGACCCAACGACAUCAUCAAAUGGCUCAGCAAGUGACAACGGGUAUCACACAAUGAGUUCUGCGGAUAUAGCCGUCGGUCCAAUCACAAGCCAUCAGAUCCCUCCCCAUGGUAUCAAUGAUCAACAACAACAGAUGCACCUCCCACUGCACCAUCAACACCAUCAGUACCAGCAUGCACAGCGACCACCACAACCAGCACAUCAGCAUCAACAGCAGCAUCACCAGCAGCCGCAGCAGCAACAUCAGCAGCAGCAUCAGCAGCAACAUCAGCAGCAACAUCAGCCUCCGACACAUCAUCCCCUCCAGUCCUCAAACCAUGGAAAUCACGCGACUCAUCUCUUGAACUCUGUAUCAAGUGGUGCCACAUCACAGCAUCAUUCCAAUUCCAGCUCUCACCGCUCCACACCAUCGCAAAUGAUGAAAAAACAUCAGGUUCCACUACAGCAGCAGCAGCAGCACCUUCACCACCCCCACCACCAGCACAACUUUCAACAGCAACACUCUACAGUGAUAAAUACUCAUCAAAAGCCAGGUGCAGCAGCUGCAGCACCAGCGCCAAGUCGACCACCACCACCGCCACCGCCUCCACAACAUUCUGCUGCACAGGCUGGUGGUAGCCAUCCUGACGUUCCCAUGCUAAAGAGGGUAGUCACUGGAUCUCGGAGAGGCCCAACACCGGCUGCUGCACUUUCGCAGUCUUCACAGUUUCAGUCUAUGGUGUGACGUGAACACUUGAACCUUUCAGCCUUGCUGCUGCUAAGCACUAGUGUCUUGUAGUGGCAGCCGAGGACAUUUCUCCCACUGUCCAGGAUUGACAGCUUUCUUACUGAAGCCAUCAUGCUCUGCGGUGAGUUAUCAUUCCGCUGUACAACUACUGCUGCUGCCUCUUGGUUAUGUUCAUGAAAACGAACAUGCACCCACGAUCACUGUCUAGUUAAAUGGACCUGUUCAUAGUAUUGGUUGCUGAAUCUUGCUCAAUCAUAGACUGUCAGAAUACUGGAAAUGCAGCAUCAUGGAGCUGACUGCCGUUCAUGGUAAAAUAUGUUUUCACUGAUAAAUGAUUGCUGAUCAAUGUGAAUAGAGUUUCUCCCCGCGCUUUUUUGAGUCAAUAUCCUCCGGUUAGUUCAAUGUUACUGAUAAUGUUGAUCACACGGUCACAUGACUAUUUUGUGCUUCUCUCAGAUUCUGAUGACUUGAUAUCUACUUCAUUAGGUUAACACACGUCUUAGUUUCACCAUGUAUUUCAUACACCACUUGUAUGGUACAGGAGCUGAUUAUAUGUGCAUAACAAACAACCCAUGUUACAAUCAUAGAGAUGAAUCGCAACCAGCGAUCCAAUAGACGUAUAAUCAUGAUAGUAGAAGGCUAUAAACUGUGCUCUCAUUAAUUUUAGAUAUUAAAAAUAAUUUUAUCACUUUUGUAGAGACACAUUAUGCACGUUUGCCAUUUCCAGUGCUUUCCAGUUUCUCACGAAAGUUGUAAAUCCGUGCUGUAAAGUGAUUUUUUUAAA